Messenger RNA from Aedes albopictus (Asian tiger mosquito), 1771 nucleotides. Its product is annotated as probable cytochrome P450 9f2. Gene Ontology annotation, molecular function: monooxygenase activity; iron ion binding; oxidoreductase activity, acting on paired donors, with incorporation or reduction of molecular oxygen. The record is from RefSeq and is a predicted model, not a curated record. NCBI's taxonomy places the organism in Eukaryota, Metazoa, Arthropoda, Insecta, Diptera, Culicidae. Bases 129 to 1769 code for a protein of 546 amino acids. The transcript is spliced from 3 exons.
CUAGCUAGCUCAUAAUAAAACACGGGGAUGAUGGUGAAGAUUCAAUUGAUGGCGAUGGCCGGUUUUGGCAGUCGCUAGCUGGACGCGCCACAGUUAACAAGUGAAAUUGAGUCUCAGUCGUUACCGAAAUGCCGCAAGUGGAUCUGUUCACGGCUGCGGCCAUCGUUGCCGUAGUCGUCCUACUCUACCAUUACGUUGCGAAAAAAUACGAAUACUUUCUGACGAAGCCGGUACCGUGCGUCAAGCCGACCUUCCUGCUGGGAAGCAGCGGUCCUACCAUGUUCCGCAAGGCCGAUGUGGUCUCGCACUUCAAGAAGAUCUACGACGCCUUCCCGGACGCAUCGGUGGCCGGAUUCUACGACUUGCUGACGCCGAUGUUCCUGCUGCGCGAUCCGGAGAUGAUCAAGAAGAUAGGCGUCAAGGACUUUGACUUCUUCAUGGACCAUUCGCCGCUCAGCCCGGAUCAGGUGUCGGACGGGGAGAAGAGCUACGACCCGGACACCUUGUUUGCGAACUCGCUGUUUGCCCUGCGUGGGCAGAAGUGGCGCGAUAUGCGAUCGACGCUGAGUCCGGCCUUCACCGGGAGCAAGAUGCGCCACAUGUUCGAACUGGUGGACGAAUGCGGAAAAUCGCUGAUCGAGUUUUUCAAGGCGGAAGCUGCGGCCGGAAGGCCGAUGGAGUACGAGAUGAAGGAGGUGUUUUCCAAGGUCGGGAACGACGUGAUCGGAACGGUGGCGUUCGGGAUCAAGGUGGACUCGCUACGCGACCCGGAGAAUGAAUUCUACAUGAAGGGGAAGAAGAUGUUGAACUUCCAGUCGUUGGCUACGUUUGCGAGGUUCCUGUUGAUUCGGUUUGCUCCUCGAUUGAUGCGAUGGUUGAAGUCGGACAUUCUGGACGGCGAUUCGGCUUCGUAUUUCAAGCGGAUGAUCGUGGACAAUAUGAAGCAGCGGGAAGUUCACGGGAUUCUGCGGAAUGACAUGAUACAGAUGCUGAUGGAUGUUCGCAAGGGUACGCUGAAGCACCAGAAAGACGAGAAGGACACCAAAGAUGCAGGAUUUGCGACGGUGGAGGAGUCACAAGUAGGAAAGUCAUCUCACUCAAGGGUAUGGACGGAAACCGAGCUGAUCGCGCAGUGUUUCCUAUUCUUUUUGGCAGGGUUCGACACGGUAUCGACCUGCAUGACUUUCCUGAUGUACGAGCUGAUGGUCAACCCGGACAUUCAGAAGCGUCUCCACGAGGAAAUUCUGGAAACGGACAAAUCGCUCAACGGGAAGGCCUUGAACUAUGAAGUAUUGCAACAGAUGGAGUACAUGGAUAUGGUCGUAUCGGAAACUCUGCGGAAGUGGCCUCCUGGAGUAAUCUCCGAUCGGUACUGUAACAAAAACUACCUCUAUGACGAUGGACGUGGAACGCGGUUCCUAAUCGAGAAGGGUCAAGUGGUAAUGAUACCUGCCUACUGUGUCCACCACGAUCCGCGCAACUAUUCGGAUCCGGAUCGAUUCGACCCUGAGCGGUUCAACGAAGCUAAUCGAGCGCAGAUCAAUACGGGAAUCUACAUACCGUUUGGAGUCGGUCCUCGCAACUGCAUCGGAUCUCGUUUAGCACUGAUGGAAGUGAAGUGUAUGGUUUACCACCUGUUGAAGCACUUUGAGGUGGUUCCAACGGAGAAGACCCAAAUCCCAGUGCGCAUAGCUCGCGACUCGUUCGCCUUGCAUCCGGAGAAGGGUGUUUGGGUUGAGCUCAAACUGAGAAAUUCCAAAGAUUCCUAAGG